Molecule: messenger RNA, 987 nt
Organism: Oikopleura dioica
Lineage: Eukaryota; Metazoa; Chordata; Appendicularia; Copelata; Oikopleuridae
Source: the annotation of a GenBank genome assembly
AUGGCAGAAUACGAAGCAGGAAAACCAGCAGAUGAAGAGGAACCAGCAUGCUGUGAUUGUUGCAUUUCUUGCGAGAACAAAAUGAUUAGUUUACUGGAUGACCUGGGAAUCAAGUCAAAAAAACAUGUUCUCCAUGCAACAGAUCCUGCGUACAACAAAACCAUGGAUCCUUGUGAUUUGACAUGCAGAAACGAUACCGACGGAAACUUUCCUUAUUUCACGCUGAUCAUGAGCGCCAUCCAUAUCGGUUUCUAUAUCUAUUUCGUUGCUACUGACCCGACCCACAAUAUCGCUGGCUUUAACAAGAAUAUCUUAUGCUCCCCAUUUAUCUACUCGCCUUAUCACCGGGAAGAAGUGUGGAGAUUCUUUACUUACUCUUUUACGCAUUCUGGAAUCUGCCAUAUAACUUUCAACCUCCUCUUCCAGAUCGGCAUUGGAUCCCUUUUGGAGAUGGUGCAUGGAAGUUGGGAUGUGAUAAGGAUCUACGGCGCCGGCGCCUUGGCUGGAGGACUUACAGCUGGAAUCAUCUCUCCUGGAAAACUUCUUGUUGGAGCUUCAGGCGGUGACUACGCUCUUAUUUUCGGCUACCUUGGCAACAUGAUCUUGAACUGGGACAGUAUGAAGAACCCCUUCACCAAAUAUAUGCGACUUAUUUUUCUUCUUCUGUUCAUUGGAUCAGAUCUUUUCAACGCGAUUUUUGGAUCGUUGGCUAGUAGCGGCGUUUCAUGCGGUGCUCAUCUCGGCGGUGCCAUCGUUGGACUUGGUGUAUCCAUGGCGUGUCUCAAAAACUUCAACUCUGACAAUGAUUGGGAAAAAAACGCAAGCUACGUUCUUAUGGCUCUUUCCGGUGGUUUCGUCCUUUUCGCCCUUGGAUGGCAAAUUUUCUCCCCAACUUUCGACAAAUACGACGAAGUCAAUCCUCCCUGCUACUUAUUCAGCAAAUGCGAGCAGUAUGCGACCAACUGUAGCUCCUUCAGCAAUCUGUAA